CACUCAAAAUUCGACCCGUCAGCGAGAGAAGAGUCAAAACGUAUAGAGAGUUUCGACUUUUCGCAGAUGCAGCCAACGAAAUUUGCCUUCAUUUUCCAAGAUUGACCAACUGGCAGUACACAUUUUCACAAGAAGACGCCAAAAUCGCCGAAUGUGCACCAACGAGUGAAAUGUUGAUGAACACCGAGGGUAAAGCCAAGUAGAAAUUUUUACUAAUCGUGCACCCUGUAGCAGAAGUGCAUUCAAGGAGGAUGUCAAAUUCAUGGCCAGGGGGCACGACGGCCAGCGAGCAGGCCAUCAAAUUGCUGCAGCAGCUUGAGAACGACUUGAGAAAUUUGUCAAUUGAACUUAAGAAGAAAUAUCCCAAUCCACGAGAGUCCUGCGAGGAGGGAAUCGUGAAGCUUCGCAAUGCAAUGUCCAAUCCGCAGACACCGGUGACCUACGUGGUCAACCAGAUAAUUUUCCCCGUGCAAGAGGCAUGCAAGACCAAGGACCCGCGAAUUGUGCGUCUGGGCGUCGGCGUCAUCCAGAGACUGGUGACCCAGCAGGUCGUCGACCUCAAGUGCGCCGCCCACAUUACAGACACCCUUUGGGGACUGAUGGAGGCGGGGGUGGAGGAGGUCAAGGUGUUGCAAACGGUCACUCUAUUGCUCACAACAAACUCUGUCGUUCACGGAGACACUCUAGCCCGGAAUUUGGUCCUUUGUUUCCGGCUGCAUUUUGCAAAAGACUCGACCACAAUCAACACAGCUGGAGCAACAGUUCGGCAGUUGAUUUCACUUGUGUUUGAACGAGUGGUCGCUGAAGACAACGAAUUUAAACCUGUGGCCAAUCAGCAGGCCAACAUUGAAGAGCUCAAAGUUCUCAGCAGCUCGCCACCAAAGGGGUUGAGGCCUUGUGCUGCUGACGCCUAUUUGAUGUUCCAGGAUCUCGUCCAGCUUGUGAAUGCAGAUCAGCCUUAUUGGUUGAUUGGCAUGACUGAAAUGACCCGGACCUUCGGUCUUGAACUCCUCGAAUCGGUUCUUUUCCAGUAUUCAUCUGUAUUUUUUGACCACCAUGAAUUCAGUUUUCUGCUGAAGGAAAGAGUUUGCGCUUUGGUGAUCAAACUCUUCUCGCCCAACAUCAAAUACCGAAACUCUGUUCCUGCAAGUGUACAACAGGCGUCGUCCCUCGACAAGCCGUACUUUCCAAUCAGCAUGAGGUUGCUCAGGGUCGUUUCAAUCCUAAUUCAAAAGUAUCACUGCUUAUUGGUGACUGAAUGUGAGAUUUUCCUUUCGCUGAUCGUCAAAUUCCUGGACCCGGACAAGCCGUGUUGGCAACGCUCGCUGGCUCUAGAAGUUCUGCACAAGCUUUGCAUCCAGCCAGUGCUGCUCGAGUCCUUCUGCGAGUGCUACGACCUUAAGGCACAUGCCACCAAAAUCUUCAGGGACAUUGUCAACUCUCUAGGGGCCUUCGUGCAGUCCCUCUUCGUCCACCCGCAGCUCAACCCGGCACCAAAAACGGCUCUCGAGCAGUCGCCUGCACUUUUAGCAGGGAUGCCUGUUGGCCCGGGAGUCACUCCGCAGCCAGGAUUUUACCUCAGAGGCGUUUGGCUUCCUCUGGCAGCCACUUUUGUCCCUGGCCAGGCCAAAUCCUCCUAUUUAGAAAUGUUGGACCGAAUUGAGCCACCGAGCAUUCCUGAGGGCUACGGCAUCUCUGUUGCUUAUGCUGCCCUUCUCGAUACAAUCCGUUCCAUAUCCUUGGCCAUCAACGGACCGUCAAAGGUCGAGAACAGUGACGAAGAUAAGCAGCCAGGCACUGAAGAGGUGACCAAAAACAAGGCUGUGCAUGCCCAGUUGGUCAAUUCGAGUUGGUGUGGCCUCUUGGCAGCUCUUAGUCCUCUUCUAGAAGCAAGUACGGACGAGAUCAUCAUGGAGAAUGUCUUGCAGUCGAUGCAGACGUUCAGCAGCUUGUGUGGCCAGCUGGAAAUUAAUACUGCCAGGGACGCUUUCAUCACUGCAAUUUGCAAGGCGUCACUUCCACCGCACUAUGCUCUGAGCAUGCUGAACAUCAUAACACCCUCUUUAAAUAGAAGUCAUGGUCAUGAUGGGCACGAUUCAAUGCAAUACAACCUGAAUGCCUUUGGAGAAAAUGACUUCCGGCAGCAAGUGGUUGCCGUCGGCACCCCUUUACCUUCAGUUUCGUGGCCCGCAGGGGCGCAGCAAGGCCCAGUUAUGCUCACCUCGAAAAACCUUCAGUGCAUGAGGGCCCUGCUGAGUUUAGCCCAUUGUCACGGCUCCAUCCUCGGCUCUUCGUGGUAUCUGAUUCUGACCACCCUCCAGCACCUAGUGUGGAUUUUGGGACUGAAACCAUCAACCGGAGGCAGUUUGAAGGCAGGUCGAAGUACGACAGAUUCAAACGCUGUCAUAACCACGGCUGUAAUGGCCGACUUGCCGGUUCUUUCGGCCAUGCUGAGCAGAUUAUUCGAGUCGAGUCAGUAUUUGGAUGAGGUUGCACUUCAUCAUCUAGUUGACGCUCUGUGCAAACUGUCCAGAGAAGCUAUGGAACUUGCCUACUCUAACAGGGAGCCUUCACUUUUUGCUGUGGCCAAACUGCUUGAAACGGGGUUGGUGAAUCUGCCCAGGGUGGAGGUUUUGUGGCGGCCGUUGACAAACCACCUGCUCGAAGUUUGCCACCACCCUCACAUCAGAAUGAGGGAAUGGGGGGUGGAGGCGGUCACUUACUUAGUAAAGGCUGCUCUCCAACACAAAUACAAACCUCCUUUGAAGGACAAUAAGAAACUACAAACAUUACUGUUGAGCCCUUUGGCCGAACUUUCUGCUGUUCCACACACACAUAGUGAUGUUAGACAAAAACAACUGGAAUGCGUUUUGCAAAUUUUGCACAGUUCUGGUGAGAUUUUGUCUCAUGGUUGGCCUCUAGUCUUGGGAAUCAUUGGUGCUGUCAACGAUCAGCAAGGGGAAGUCUUGAUCAGACUAGCAUUCCAGUGCCUGCAGCUGGUAAUUACUGACUUUCUACCAGUAAUGCCGUGGCGUUGUUUGCCGCUCUGUGUCGAUACGGCCGUCAAAUUCGGCUUCCAGAUGCAAGAGCUUAACAUUUCCCUAACAGCUGUCGGAUUGAUGUGGAACAUUUCUGAUUACUUUUAUCAGAAUCAAGACAAGCUCUCCAACUCUCUGAACGGUGAGGAGGCUAUUUUCCCCGACUUUCCCGGAACACCAAACAUGCCUCCCUUCGACAAACUGUGGAUGUGCCUCUAUGCAAGACUAGGUGAUCUCUGCGUCGACACUCGGCCGUCGGUCAGAAAAUCAGCAGGGCAGACUCUUUUCUCAACUCUCAGUGCCCACGGCGUCCUCUUGAGACAGCCGACCUUACACGCUGUUCUCUGGCAAGUGCUGUUUCCCUUGCUUGAUAAGGUUCGAAGUCUGUCCAGCUCAGCCAGCAGUGAAAAAGUGGACCCUGGUGGCAAUAUUUUGAUACACCACACGAGAAACACUGCUCAAAAGCAGUGGGCAGAAACUCAAGUGAUGACACUUUCGAACGUUGUUAGGGUUUUUAAUUCCAAACGGCAGCUUUUGCAAUCAGCUGGUGAUUUUUCCGACGCCUGGUCACUUUUACUAGGAUUUGUGGAGUAUUCGUCGUUGAAUAAAAAUAAUGAGGUUUCCCUCUCGGGUUUGAAGUGUCUUCAAGAAAUGUUGUACCAAGGCAAAGGCCUGGACGACACUGCAGCUGAAGAUCCACCAACCCAGUGGGGUCCUUUGUGGGCCGCAGCCUGGACGACCUGGCUCCGAAUCGGUGAGGAAAGCACUGUCCCACCUUCCGAAAAUGAAGAGGAGGUCUACGUACCCACCCAGGCAUUCCUGGCAGCCCUGGUGCAAACUUUGCCGGCCCUUUUGCCACACGCUGGGCUUGAAUCGCGGCAACAGGGUCAGUUGGCCCGGCUGCUGAAGGUCCUGCACCAGGCCGUGGCUGUGCCCUCGCAAGAGUAUCCACCUUUUCAAAUGCUGGCCAACGAUUCGGCAUUGUCGCCAUUGCAGGACGCGGUCAUCAGCACCCUCGUCACUCUGCAAAAUGAGGCGUUGAUUGACAAGGAGCACAUGGAGAACAUGCUGCCAGAAAUUUUUGAGCAGUUGCUGGCGUUUGUCAAAUUUUCCUGUGUUGCUCCACAAUAUGGAAAUUUGCAGCUCAAAUCAAACUGUCAAAUGGGACAUAUCCAUGGUGCUAAUUUUCAGCCUGAAUGGGGUGCAGUGAAUUACGUGCCCUUUGGUGAGAAGUGUUUGAGUAUGGCAGUGAAGCUUUUCCUGAAAACCGCCGAGGAGGAGACGAUAAUAAAAAACCAGAUCCUUCAAAAAAUUCUAGAGUCCCUGAGGGUGCCUUUGUCAAUGAAGUAUUCUUGCCCUUCGCAAACCACUUGGAAGGCAGCAAUCACCAAACUCCUCGGAGUCCUUCAUGUCGGUCUGCCCAUUGCAAGGAGAAGGAGCGAACACCACAAAUCCAUGUGGCCCGUGUUGGCAGACACACUUGACUUAUUCCUCUUUCCUAAAGGUGCACCUCCGCCGAGCAGAGGAUUGGAGGAAAUUGAAACGGACGAGGCAGUCGACUGCCAAGUGAUAGAGCAGCUUCGAGAUGAGGUGCUUCCUCAUGCCCAUUCCAUUCCUAAAGAGUUCAUCCUUAAAGUGGUUGUGCUCUUGAACAAAGGCUCCAUACACUCGGCAACACAUACCUCAUCAACAGACUAUGAUUGUGAGAGAAAGCUGCGAGAGGAGUUUGCCAAAAUUUGCUUUGAGACGCUUCUGCAGUUUUCAUUGUUGGACAACAAUGACCUGGGCACCAAAGAGGAAGGUGUGGCAGGUCGACUGGCAGUUACGGCUUUACUGCUUCGCUUCCAGGAUGUGCUCAAGCAGUACGUCGAAGAGGAACGGAGUUCAGGACAGUGUCCAUUGCCUCGUUACAGAUUGGCUGAAGUUUCGUUUGUGCUAAAAGCUGUUGCCACAUUGGUCAUGUCCCUCAAAAAAGCACCUCCGGGGAAAGUGGACAAAAGCGCCUGGGAGCAUCUUAUCGGGCUGUACCCCUACUUGGUCAACUGUACAUCCGCAUCGUCCUCGCCGAGCGUACUUUUGUCUCUGCGCGAGGCCCUCCUGCAAUUCACCGACCUCAUCCAGCCUCCAUCAAUGCACUGAACUUCGGCAAUUUAAGUGUAAAAGUCACCACACAAUUGUUUUUUGUGAUCGACCAUAAUCGUUGCAGAAUUUAUUUGUAAGAACAAGUGAUGGAUUUAAAAACAAAAUAACUCUAUCGCUAAAUUCCACUUUUCUAGCUUUAAAAAAAAAUGUGCGAUACUUAUUUUUCUGUUGAACUCUUUAAGCGCCUGCAAUUGUUUUAAAUGUGCGAGAAGUAUUUGUUAAAUUUCUUUUUUAAAUGUUUUGCCUCAUUAUUUGUUUUGCAUCUGCCAAAUAAAUAUUUAGAAACAAGUUUUCUAUCACGUCAUUACAAUUAAAAGAUUGUUUUAAACG
Molecule: messenger RNA, 5510 nt
Organism: Neocloeon triangulifer
Lineage: Eukaryota; Metazoa; Arthropoda; Insecta; Ephemeroptera; Baetidae
Gene: mon2
Product: protein MON2 homolog
Exons: 27
Coding region: 252-5177 (1641 amino acids)
Source: RefSeq, a predicted model, not a curated record